This is a messenger RNA of Macrobrachium nipponense, 742 nucleotides long. RefSeq lists its product as uncharacterized. Bases 136 to 726 code for a protein of 196 amino acids. The record is from RefSeq and is a predicted model, not a curated record. The transcript has 2 exons. Lineage: Eukaryota; Metazoa; Arthropoda; Malacostraca; Decapoda; Palaemonidae.
GAUGUUAGGCUCAUGUGCAUAUAAAUGAUUACCUUACAAGGGAUUGAAUGAUAGGUUUUUGUUAGGGAAAGUUACGUUUUUUUUCAUUACAUGAUUUUAAAAUAGUUUUUUUUAUUUUUGCAGUUACAAAGCAGUAUGUUUUCUGGGCAACGCAAUGCUGCAUUGGAGACUCAGGAACGUGUAACAUGGGUAGCCCCUGACGACGCUGAAUCAAGUGAUAUCGACGUGAGCCCUUUGGACAUUGACAGUGAUGAUGACGACCCUACCUACGUUCCUGACGAAGGCCUUACUCAGGACGGUGCCUUUGACCUUCCUAACUCUAGAGAUCACAAGGUCAAUGUUGUCCCUCAAGCGAUGCCUAUGGAAGAGGAACCUGAGCCUAACCCUAAGAGGUCUCGUGCUGAUGAAUGGAAGAAGGAAAACAUUGAUAUCCAUGCCCUGCCCGACUACAUUCAUCAGAAGCCUGGUGCCAGGAAUUCUCUUGGCACCAGAGAUUUUGCUUUGCCAAGAAGGGGCCAACAGGCAGUUUUGCAAAAUAUUGAGACACGCCAGAAUGCCACUGCCCUACACAUGCCAAAGCGUGUCACCAUGAGGCAGACCUGCAAGUUCUGUUCUGGUGCAGGCCACAUCCACAGUUCCCGCUGGAAGUGUGAGGAUUGCAAUGUUGCCCUUUGCCUUACUGAAGAAAGGAAUUGUUUUGCUUUGUUCCAUAAGAUUUCUAAGUAAGUUGUUUGUUAUGAUA